Aspergillus niger is the source of this 867-nucleotide messenger RNA. RefSeq lists its product as uncharacterized. Gene Ontology annotation, molecular function: arylformamidase activity. NCBI's taxonomy places the organism in Eukaryota, Fungi, Ascomycota, Eurotiomycetes, Eurotiales, Aspergillaceae. The record is from RefSeq and is a predicted model, not a curated record. The annotation marks the transcript as partial. The transcript has 4 exons.
AUGCGCUCCCCCUCCGAAAGGAUGGCCCCAAUGAAUAUGCCUAAGGUUUGUUUUGGUAUAACUGACCAGCUAGGUAUGCUGAAUCGCCUCACACCCGAGACAACGAGGGAAGCAGCAAAAGAAAUCAUCGACGGAGUCCGUGUAUCCACCGACUGGUUUUCGACUAGUAUGCAAAAACCGUGUUUUGGCCGGCCAAAGCUCGAACAUGUUGUGAAGAACAAAGCGCCGCGGGCUGUAAACGACGACAGCCUUCCUUUCAAUACGUAGAUUAGCUCUCAGUGGGAUGGAUUCCGACACUAUGGGUAUCAAAAUGAGAAGAUCUAUCUCAACGGGUGUACUCUGGAGGAGAUCCAGAGUGGGGAUAGAAAUGGGAUCCACGCGCUAAUUGCCUCAGUAUGGGUUGAGAAUGGUGGAAUUGUAGGACGCGGCGUUCUCCUCGAUUACGCCUCCUGGGCUGAAGAACAUGGGAUACAAAUCAACUGCUUCUCUACCUCAUCUAUUUCUGUCUCUUUUCUAAAAGAAAUUGCCAUCAGCCAGGGAACAACUUUAAAAACAGGCGAUAUCCUGUUCAUCCGCACUGGCUGGACCCACGCCUACGAGAAGCUCUCCGCAGAACAAUGCCAAGAGCUAGCUACUGUUGCGGGGGAUAUGCCCAGUUUCGAAGCAUGGCCAUACCAGAAUACUGACUUUUGGUUGCAUGAGUGGGUGCUCGCGGGCUGGGGCUUCCCUAUUGGAGAAUUGUUUGAUCUGGAUCGACUGAGCCAAGAGUGUCGGAAGCGGAACCGAUGGAGCUUCUUCUUCAGUAGUGUUCCGUUGAAGGUCCCUGGUGGAGUUGCUAGUCCACCAAAUGGUGUUGCGAUUUCUUGA